AGGUGUUAAAACCUUUGCACUGGGAAAGGCCCAAGUCUCGCGAGAGCUUGGCAGGCCCCAGUGGAAUGUGGGGCCCGACUGAUCAUAAGGGGCAUUUGUUGGGGGCGGAGCUUUGACCGGAGCUUCCCUGGAGCCGUUGGUGCCCGGGGUAGUCCCGUUCCGGCCGAGCCGCUUCAGCGGGGGACGUAGCCAUGAAGGAAGAGAAGGAGCACAGGCCUAAGGAGAAGCGAGUAACCCUGUUAACCCCCGCUGGGGCCACAGGCAGUGGUGGCGGGACCUCGGGGGACAGCUCCAAGGGGGAAGAUAAGCAGGAUCGCAACAAGGAGAAGAAAGAAGCGCUGAGCAAGGUGGUAAUUCGAAGAUUACCUCCCACUUUGACCAAGGAGCAGCUUCAGGAACAUCUUCAACCUAUGCCUGAGCAUGAUUAUUUUGAGUUUUUUUCUAAUGAUACGAGUUUGUAUCCUCAUAUGUAUGCCAGAGCAUACAUCAACUUUAAAAACCAAGAGGACAUUAUUUUGUUCAGGGAUCGCUUUGAUGGUUAUGUAUUCCUUGACAAUAAAGGUGAGUUCUGGUAACUGAAAUAAAAAGGGAAUUUCUUUGUCAUUUGUAUGUUUAAGACAAUGUGUGCAUUGCGUUGCUUCCUGGGUGAUA
Piliocolobus tephrosceles (Ugandan red Colobus) is the source of this 651-nucleotide messenger RNA. RefSeq names its product regulator of nonsense transcripts 3B-like. Gene Ontology annotation, molecular function: mRNA binding. Gene Ontology annotation, biological process: positive regulation of translation; nuclear-transcribed mRNA catabolic process, nonsense-mediated decay. The record is from RefSeq and is a predicted model, not a curated record. NCBI's taxonomy places the organism in Eukaryota, Metazoa, Chordata, Mammalia, Primates, Cercopithecidae. Gene Ontology annotation, cellular component: cytoplasm; nucleolus. The coding region runs from base 192 to 575 and encodes 127 amino acids. The transcript has 3 exons.